CUAUAAUAAUAAAAAAUAACAAUUGUUGUUUUCGUUGUCCGGUUUACAAUUUGGUGAUAGAUACUGAUAACCCUUAGGGAAGAUUUUCUUUAUUGGUGGAAGAUGCUAGUGUUGAAGGUUAAAUAAGCGAUUGAAAAAUGUUCCUCUGCAUCUCAAAAAAGUUUGACUAUUAAAACAAAUAAUAAAAUAAUAACACAAUGAUUAAUAAACUUGCUUUUAUACGCAAUGAGUGUCAACAUCAUAUUUACAUUGUUCUAUUAAUCUCGGCCUUUGCAUUAAGUGGUAUAUCUGUGUAUAAUAUUGUCACCAGAGUCCAACGUCUGAAAAAUGAUUUAAAGUAUUAUAAUAAGAUAUCAUUAGACUUUAAUGACAUUACAGAGGUGAGAUUAGCCGAGAGUGCAGACAGAUCGAAGGAACGUCGCCAUAAUUGUUCAAUAUGGACUUGUGUGGAUCCUUAUCGUUGUGGGCAUGAUCGGAUUAGUAUUUAUGUUUACCCCUUAGUGGAGUACAUUGAUGCUAGUUCUGGUGCUGAAGCUGCGCCUUUAACACAGGAGUUUUAUCAAAUUUUAAGCACCAUAGUUAAAAGUCCAUAUUAUACCUCAAAUCCAAAUCAAGCAUGUCUUUUUGUGCCAAGCAUUGAUUUGAUAAAUCAGAAUAAUGUUAAUAUUGAUUUGGUGAAUAGAGCAUUGGCUUCGUUAGAGCACUGGAACGAUGGACGAAAUCAUGUUUUGUUUAAUUUGCUAGCCGGCUCUUAUCCCACAUUCAACACAGUGGUUGAUGUAAAUUCGGAUAAUGCUAUUGUGGUGGGAGCAGGUUUUGAUUCUUGGUCAUACAGACGAGGUUUUGACGUCUCUAUACCAGUUUGGAGUCCCUUCUUAAGAAGCCAUCCUACUGCGCGAACUUCGACGACUGGUGAAUAUACCUUAGUGGUGGCACAACUUAAUAUUUUGCCAAAACUAUUGUGGACAGUACGAAGUCUUAUAGAUGAGUAUCCUAAUGACAUUUUAUUGCUAAAGCAGUGUAAUGAUAAAGCCAUACGUGGUGAACGUUGUUUAUCAGAGAAUAAUGAGGAGAAUAAAUUUGAAUAUCCUGAAGUUUUAUCUAAAGGAACAUUUUGUUUAUUGGGUGCUAGCGCACGACUGGGACAACCAGAUCUUCUGGAAAUGCUUGCAUUAAAUUGUAUACCAAUAAUCGCGAUAGACACUUAUGUUUUGCCUUUUGAAGAUGUAAUCGACUGGUCUUUGGUAUCCAUAAGAAUACGCGAACCCGAUUUACACUUGGUUAUGGAAAGAAUUAAGCGAAUAUCAGGUGAUAAAAUCGAAGAGAUGAAACGUCAGGGUCGUCUAUUAUACAAUAACUACUUUAACAGCAUACGUUCUAUUACAAUGACAACAUUAGAAUACCUACAAACUCGUAUGUUUCCACACAAUGAACGUAAUACAAAGCAUUGGAACUUUGUGGAUAGCUCUAAUGGGGUAGCCUUAAAUCCUCUAUUUUUAUCGCGUGUUGUAAGUCGAGCGGAUGGCUUUACUGCAGUCAUAUUAACUUAUGAUCGUGUAGAAAGUCUUUUCAUAUUGAUAGAAAAGUUAUCUUUAGUACCUUCAUUGCAUGCAAUACUGGUCAUUUGGAAUAAUCAACAAAAGUCACCACCUUUAUUGUCCAGUUUCCCCGCCAUUUCUAGGCCCAUAAAAAUUAUACAAACACGUAAUAAUAGACUUUCUAAUCGAUUUUUCCCCUAUAAGGAUAUAGAAACUGAAGCUAUAUUGACAAUUGAUGAUGACAUUAACAUGUUAACAGACGAUGAAGUAGAAUUUGGAUAUGAGGUCUGGCGUGAAUUUCCGGAUAGAAUAGUUGGCUUUCCUAGUCGUUUACAUGUAUGGGAGAAUUUAACCUCUCACUGGCGUUAUGAGUCUGAAUGGACAAAUCAAAUCUCUAUGGUUCUAACUGGAGCAGCAUUCCAUCAUAAAUAUUGGAGUCAUAUGUAUACAUAUCGCAUGCCUGAUGUUAUAAGGGAAAUUGUAGAUAGCCGCAUGAAUUGUGAGGAUAUUGCUAUGAACUUUUUAGUGUCAAAUGUCACCAAUAAACCACCAAUAAAAGUAACUCCUCGAAAAAAGUUCAAAUGUCCCGAAUGCGCAAACAAUGAAAUGUUAUCAGCCGAUUUAAAUCACAUGCGCGAAAGAUCAAGAUGUAUUGAUGAAUUUUCACAUAUCUAUGGACGAAUGCCACUACGUACGGUGGAAUUUAGAGCUGAUCCUGUCUUAUUCAAAGACAAUUUCCCAGAAAAGUUAAAGAGAUUUAGUGACAUGGGUACCUUAUAAAAGGUAAUUGAAUAAAAAUAAGUAGCUACUAUUUAUAAGUACAAAUUUAAUUAGUAAAUGUGUAUUAAAACUUAUCCAAUCUUUAGUAAAGAAUAAACAAAGUAAAUAUGUAUGUAAUUAAAA
This is a messenger RNA of Lucilia cuprina (Australian sheep blowfly), 2441 nucleotides long. RefSeq names its product exostosin-2 (gene sotv). The coding region runs from base 198 to 2318 and encodes 706 amino acids. NCBI's taxonomy places the organism in Eukaryota, Metazoa, Arthropoda, Insecta, Diptera, Calliphoridae. The record is from RefSeq and is a predicted model, not a curated record. Gene Ontology annotation, cellular component: membrane. Gene Ontology annotation, molecular function: glycosyltransferase activity. The transcript has 3 exons.